This is a messenger RNA of Plectropomus leopardus (leopard coralgrouper), 3657 nucleotides long. It is a transcript of the gene jam3b, whose product is annotated as junctional adhesion molecule 3b. Gene Ontology annotation, cellular component: plasma membrane; cell-cell contact zone; protein complex involved in cell adhesion. The record is from RefSeq and is a predicted model, not a curated record. NCBI's taxonomy places the organism in Eukaryota, Metazoa, Chordata, Actinopteri, Perciformes, Serranidae. Gene Ontology annotation, biological process: cell migration; cell-cell adhesion. Gene Ontology annotation, molecular function: protein homodimerization activity; integrin binding; cell-cell adhesion mediator activity.
CCAGUCACACCGAGCAUUGCAUCGACUCCAAGAUGGCGAAAACACGUCUGGCUUGCCUCCUGACUCUUCUCUCAACUCACUGCUACUAUAGCGUGUUAGCAGUGGUCCUGAAAACAAACAACGAGUCGCCAUGGACUGAUGAGUUUGACAAAAUCGAGUUGUCUUGUUUGAUUGAGUCCAUUUCUACAACCAGCCCUAGAAUUGAGUGGAAGAAGAUAACAAAUGAUGGACCAAGUUACGUGUACUUUGACAAGAAGAUCUCAGGCGACCUGGAGAACAGAGCGGUGAUCAGAGAACCUGCCACAUUACUGAUCACCAACGCCACAAGAUCAGACACAGCCAAAUACCGCUGUGAGGUCACCGCCGCUGAUGACCAGAAGUCAUUUGAUGAGAUUGUGAUUGACCUUGUUGUAAGAGUAAAGCCAGUGGUGCCAAAAUGCAGUGUCCCAAAAUCAGUGCCUUUUGGGAAGUCAGCUGAGCUGAGCUGUGUGGAGGAGGAGGGCUUUCCCAAGUCUCAGUACCAAUGGUUCAAGAACAGGGAGGAGAUUCCUGAUGACCCAAAGACCAGCCUCAAGUUCUUCAACUCCUCAUACACGCUUAACGCAGAGACAGGGACACUGAAGUUCAUCGCAGUCAGAAAAGAAGAUGCGGGCGAUUACUACUGCCGAGCAAAGAACGAUGCAGGAUACUCUGAGUGUCCACCCCAGAAGAUGGAAGUCUAUGACAUUGACGUUGUGGGGAUUAUACUGGGAGUGCUGGUGGUGGUCGUGGUGCUCUUAUGUAUAACAGCGGGGAUCUGCUGUGCAUACAAGAGAGGCUACUUCUCCAGCCAAAAACAGACGGGGAACAAUUACAAAGUCCCAGCUAAAGGAGACGGAGUGGACUACGUCAGGACGGAGGACGAGGGGGAUUUCCGACACAAGUCGUCAUUUGUGAUCUGAGGAGCAAGCGGACGAUGAGGAGCACUGUGCUGAGUGAAAGACGUGACAUGUGGGACGGCCUCCACGCUGUCUGACCACGGAGCUGCCACAGUUCAUGCUUGGAGCUCUCAGCAUGACUGAAAUCCAACUACUCAAGUUUGCCAAAGGUGACAAGAUUUUACAGGACAACAACAUGUCAAACACAUGUAGGGACUGACAUUCAUCCUUCUAUCACCCACAACUGAAUUCUUUUGCUAAAUUAUGGAGUUGUUCUUUACAGUUAUUGCAUGGUUUGAAACACCAACCGAGGUGAGAAAAUGAAACCUUUCUUUCUUCUGCCAGGUAGAAAAGGAGGCGUCUCUGUCCUCCACAGUCAGUCUAUCAUGACACCUUUCUACUGUUGCUUCAAACCUUUUGUCAUUUGUAUAACAUUUCUUUUCUACUGUUGAAAUUUGUCAGACUAUUUUUGAUGGAAUAUAUUUUAAAAUGCCUAUAGAUAAAGGUUUACUUUUUUAAAUAUUUGUAAAAUACUAACAUGUGUUGUUUUUUAUUUGGUUGUGGAUAAAAAGAUGUAACACUUUAACCACUUUGCAUCGAGCUGUAAGCAUUUACACCUUGCAAUCGGAAGAAAGAAAUGAAAAACGACUUGUAUCAGCAUAUCAAGACGUGCUUCUUGAUCAGCGGUCUUACAUAUUUAAUUUUUUCCGCUGGGGGCGCCCGCGUUUCUGUUUGUGAGAGACUUCCAUGUUGAUGUUUGUAGAUAGUCUUAGUACGAGGCUUUGAAGAGUGCCAGUCAAAUGCUGUGAAACACUGCACACAAUCAGUGCUGCAUUCUCUUGAUUUUAAGUGUCCUUCUAUGCUUGCUGUUCAUCUUGUAUAUAUUGAAUUUACUGUCCGGGAUAGAGUGUUGCUGUCAGAUGUACGUUCAGUAUUACACUAUAACAAUGAUAAUAUUAAUAUUAAUAAUAAUACAGGGUUUGUAAGUUAACCUUCCAGACCCAGACAGAACUAGAGGAAACUUCACAUGGAAGGUUGUAAUACUCAGCAUGGUACUUUGACAUCUGACUGUGUGAAUGCCUCAGUUUGAGUAGUUAAUAGAAACAAAUUGGAUGAGCUGAUCCAGAGAACAAAGACUCUGUCACUGUGAGUGACAGCUCAGGACUUUGUUAUUUUAACCCUGACUUACAAUUACGAAAGGUAUCAGCAACAUCAGUGAAAUGCCCAAACUCUACACUGCCUAUUAGUCAGGUUAAGCACAUUAAAGAGAUAAUUCUAUUUUUUAGGUGCGUUUGUAUGAGGUACUCAUCAAUAGUCAGUAUAUUACAUACAGUAGCUGUCAGCUGGCACACUCCUAAUUUGGAGAAACAGCCUGAAGUCUGACACGGAAGCUAAGCAAUAUACUGCUGUGGAGGGGUCAGCAAUAAAAUGUAUUUUAGCUUCUUAAAAAAUUCAUCCAAAUCAGUUUAAGUAUAUGCCAUAUUGAGAGUACUUUUACUGCUUUACCUUAAUGUCAGACUGUGAUUUCUGCUGUUAUAUCGCUCUCUUGAAAGCCAGACUCCACUGAGAAAAACAGUGAUUUGACAUCACUGAACACAGGAGCUGCUGCUCUACUGCUGCCUUGAUUGGUUGGUUGGUUAGUUCGUAUUAUAAUGUGACUUCGGCGUUAAAAAGGGUUAGUUCAGAUUCACCAAAGUCACACAAUAACAAAAACGAAUUAACUGAUCAAUGCAGCAGUGUGUUCAGUGAGUUAAAAUGUUUUUCUCAAUGGAGUCUGGCGGCUUUGAUGAAAGCAUAGAUGGGAAUUGAGCCUGUAAAUGGCUUCCCCGUCAGAAUAGGCUGUCUGACAGAAAGGUGAAGCCAUGAAAUCCUCUCAAUAUAGUAUACAUUUAAACUGAUAUAAAAAAUUUAUGUGGGAUUUUUUUUAAGUGGCUAAAACACAUGUCUGUGAUCCUCCACAGCAGAAUAUUGCUCAGCGUCUGUGUCAGACUGUACUUGGUUACUUGGUUACUGUGUGUAAUACCCUGCCUGUAGAGAAGAACACAAUACAACUCCACUUAAAAAAAAACUAUCCCUUUAAAUGCACUAAUUAUUCUUUGAUAUGACUCCAGGUUGACAUUUGCUGAUAUCCAAUCUGUUUGCAAACUAUUUUUGCUAAUAUUUGUGCUCAUUAGAGAGUAGAGCUCAUUUAACAUUUCUAACCUUUAGAUGUGACUAAGUGUUUUAGCUGGAAGAGAGAUCAUGUUUGGUUUGAGUGAAGCUCAUAUUGUUGUCACUCCUCUCAGCCAAGCUGAAGGCAGACGGAGCUGAGCCGACGCUGCAGUGUGACGUUGAUGAACAGCCGGGGUCUGGAGGGUUAACAGGUGUACUGAUUGUAUAUAGAUAUUUGUAUUUUCUCUCUCUUUCUCUCAAGAUUAUGUUAAGUGGUGAAAAAAUGUAAAGAUGUCCUAUUUGAGGCAAUAUGAAACUCUUUCCAUUUGUAAGACUGAGAAAAGGUAACAUUUUAUCAGCUCAUACAUAACACAUGGUGAACGAGAGCUUCUGAGCAGCAGCAUGGCAGAUUCAGGUUCAGGCUCUGUGUCAGUUCUCACAGCCAGCAGCUCACUGUUUCACUGUUCUGUUAGUUUUGGCUCCUUCUCGUCAUCUUUCUGAGCUCCGACCGGAUCAAACAAUCACACACCUGAUGUGGAUCAGAACUUCCAUGCAGCUCAGAUGAAGCGCUUGUUCAGCUGUUAUGAAU